This is a messenger RNA of Westerdykella ornata, 1169 nucleotides long. Its product is annotated as RBP11-like subunits of RNA polymerase. Gene Ontology annotation, molecular function: DNA binding; DNA-directed RNA polymerase activity; protein dimerization activity. Gene Ontology annotation, cellular component: RNA polymerase I complex; RNA polymerase III complex. The transcript has 3 exons. Lineage: Eukaryota; Fungi; Ascomycota; Dothideomycetes; Pleosporales; Sporormiaceae. Bases 233 to 718 code for a protein of 161 amino acids. The record is from RefSeq and is a predicted model, not a curated record. Gene Ontology annotation, biological process: DNA-templated transcription.
CGAGCUUUGAUAUUCUCAAAAGAAGCAGACUUCAUCUCAUACCACCCUUCAACAACACCCAACCCUCCCUCAAAAGACGAAAAUACCCCUCAUCCCACAAAACAAAUCCCCUCGGCACGACUUUCCGCAUUCCCUUCCAACACCCUUCUGUCCACAGUAACAUCGCGUAAACCUUCCCCAUCGCAACGCAAACGCAACCAUCCGAAUUUCCCCAAAAGCAGCGCAAACGAAAAUGCCGGCCUUCCCUUCCGCCCACCAACAACGGCGAGAGGAGCAAGAGCACACGCCGCGCGACGCCCCCGCAGUGCAGAUAUCGACGGCAGAGGACCACGAAUUGCUCGCGCAGCAGGACGACGAGAUGGAUGCGGUGGCGGAUCGGGAUCGGAUUCGCGUGCUCCCCGGCUCCACCGAAACCGCCGCCUCCUUCCAAUUCGACAACGAGGACCACACCCUCGGCAACGCCCUACGCUACAUCAUCAUGAAGAACCCCCAGGUCGAGUUCUGCGGCUACUCGAUCCCGCACCCCAGCGAGGCCCAUCUGAACCUGCGCAUCCAGACGUACGAUAACGUAUCCGUCUAUUCGGUCCUGGAAAAGGGCCUCCGCGACCUCGAGGACAUGUGCGACGUCGUCAUUGACAAGUUCAGCGCCGCGAGGGCCGAGUUCAGGGCCAAGCAGGGAGCGGCAGGAGGAGCGGAUACGGAGAUGGUGGAUGCGUGAAUGGGGUGAGUGGGAUUGUAUUUCUAUGGAAGAUCGACUUCUUGGUCCCCGUCCGUUCCACCCUCUUCAUGGCUGUUGGGCCAGUUUGGGAGGCAUCCGUGUAGGCGAAGAGAGGAAGAAAGGACGAAGGGAAGAAGGGAAGGGAAUACCCAGCUUUAGACCGUGGCAGUACCACCUGCAUGCGUGCGAUGUCGAUGGAUGGGGCAGGACGGCAAAGGUUGCAUCAUCUGGAGUCUUACUGGGGAUUGCUUGGUGCGCAUCAUCGUGGCGGCGUUUUACUGGAAUCAGCAAUAUCUCUCUCAAAUCGUGACCCUGUUUGCUUCAACAAUUCUAUCACGACGCCAGCAUGUCGAAUGGAUUCGCGAAGAGAUUAACGGACGAUAGAAAUCAUCACAAGGUCCAAGCAUGAGCUCGAUAUGGAUAAAGCACGCAAAAUAAAUUCAUUGCAGAG